AUGACGCCGCUCGCCGAAGGCCAAAUGACCAGCGAAAGGAAACACAACAGCACAGAUGUGGACGAGCACUUCGUCACCGAAUGUUUCUCACGGCUGACUCGCGACGAUGGCUUACCCGACGUUCCUCUUCGGCAGGCAAAUCUGCGCAAUCUUGUCAACUCUAUCUCUCCAUGGGAGCUGAUAUACCUGAAAUUGUUGAUUCGGAACACAACCGCAAAACUUGCGGAUAUGCCCGACCUUCCUGAAGAGAUAGUCGCCACAAUCUCCACCAAGCUCGACUAUCGUGACGCUCUCAACUGCACCCAAGUCUCAAAAGGAUGGCGAAGGGCCUGGACGGCUGACCUCGUUAUCAAAGACGUUGCACGAGCCCACUUCCCGGGUCUGGUCGAGUCGCAUCCCGAGGCAUCGCCCUGGUCCCUUCUUCAGCCUGUUGCGGCAAAGGCCACUGCUCGUGCACAAGGGAAAUACAUAGCGUCACUCUCCAUGACCACGGCAGGGUCCUCGUUGGCUGACUGUACCCCGCUCAAGCUCGACGAUCGCAGUCUUGAACACGCCAAGUACAAUCCCAGUCCAGCAGAACCAUCGGCUGCUCUAGACAACCAUGCCUAUUACCGCCAGUCUUACUACGGCCACGCUUAUUGCGAUGGGAGGAUUGCUUGGCAAUGGGAUGCUUUCAGCUUCUUCAUUGAUGACAUUCGUGCCAUGACCAGGACUCUAGCAUCGCCCUCGGAUCUUGUCAUCAAGGGCGAAAGAGACUUUGUCGUGUCAGGGUUGUCGAAAAAGCUUCUAGUUCUCGCCAACUCCAGGACGGAAAGGGCCUUGAUUGUCUACCACCUCGAAAAGAACCAGUACCGACGAGUGACCUUGCCAUCUCGAAUGCAUGAAAUCAACCUCCACAACGAGACCUUUGUGGUCACUUUUAACAAAUCCCGUGCUAAUGCAGACCCCCAUGUAUGGCGAUGGGGAGGUGGCCUUGCCAAGCUGAAAGCCCCCGAUUUCCCCGAGACCACCAAGGACCUUGACGGACUCUUCUUCGAACACCUUCCAUUAGAUAUAACCCGUGAAGUGCGCUUCAUUUUCCACCCGGCCAAUGACAACUUUGUCUACCUCGUCACUGCUUUCUUCGUCUUGCUGGUACACAAAGCUCUGGGUAGCUCCAGUGAGCAAGAGUCGGAUGUUUCUGAUACCGAGCAUAUUGAACCUCGUAAAUCCGUCAUCGUGGUGUACAAGUUUGACAACAUAAAGUGCGUGCAGACGUUCAGCUACGAGACCACUGUGUUCGACCGAUCAGGAUCUCUUCGGUUGCCACUACGUUGCCAGCAGAUGAAUUCCUAUGGGCUCUACAACCUUGGAGUCUUGUUCGAACAUACCUCUGCCAAUGCUGAUCACUGCAAGGCUACUGGUGUAAGGUCUGCGACCACGCCAAGCAUGACACUCUUCCAAAUCAAUUUCGAUACGGUUAAUGAGACUUUCUCAAACAACAUUCAGGAGCUCAGUGGGCUGCGUCGACCACUUUGGGAUGCCCGCAACUGGGAACCGGCGCUUUCAGGUGGUGUUGUGUGGAAUGAUCUCAUCUACUACAUACAGAACGGUACCGCCCGUAUGGGGAAUGAUGCUUCCUUGGGCUGGAAGUCCAGAAUCGAAAUCCGGGGCGUCAGAGCAUUAUGCAUUGCCGACGGCUCGUCAACGCUGAUUGUCGACGAAGAUUCGCCUUGGUUCAGUGAGGAGGAGGGUUCUCGAAGCAUUGCGGUGGACGACGAUUUCUUAGUGGUAAUUUCCGAUAAAGGUUAUGAUGCGUGGAACUUUGGAGACUCUGGCUUGAGAGACAAGCCGUGGAGACGCAGCGCCGGACCCCUGUGGCGGCUGCGUCUUACAACCCAGGACACUGAUUGCCCCGUCCAAGGCUGCAGCUGUCCGGACAAUAAUACUAGCUGCCGUAUAUUUGGAGGCUAA
Molecule: messenger RNA, 1953 nt
Organism: Colletotrichum spaethianum
Lineage: Eukaryota; Fungi; Ascomycota; Sordariomycetes; Glomerellales; Glomerellaceae
Exons: 3
Coding region: 1-1953 (650 amino acids)
Molecular function (GO): protein binding
Source: RefSeq, a predicted model, not a curated record